Molecule: messenger RNA, 1743 nt
Organism: Phytomonas sp. EM1
Lineage: Eukaryota; Euglenozoa; Kinetoplastea; Trypanosomatida; Trypanosomatidae
Source: the annotation of a GenBank genome assembly
AUGCUAUUUGGCCGUAUAUCCCGUCAUGCAGUCCCCAAUCUCGCCUUCAUGCCUUAUCUUGUGAGAAUUAGUCUCUUCGCUGCUUUAGUUUUGCCUCUUCUGGCCAGUGGUGAGACCCUGGGCGAGUUCGCCGCGUCCUCGCCCAGCCUCACCGGAUCCGAGUGGGCCUACCUCAUUAUUGCCGAUACCGUCCUCCUGCUCUUUGCGGCGCUCUUCGCGGGGUUGACCUUAGCCCUCCUCGGGCUCGACACUCUUUCCCUUGAGAUCAUCGCCGACAGCGGCUCCGAACCGGAUAAGACCUACGCGCGGAAGAUCUUGCCGAUUCGAAAACUUGGCAAUCAGCUGCUGUUUACGCUGAUCUUGGGCAAUGUGAUGGUGAACACACUCAUCACACAAAUCACGGAUUCUCACAUCAGUGGCUGGGUCGCCACCGUCAUCGCGACAGCCCUUACCACGUUGGGGGGUGAAGUCAUCCCACAGGCGCUCAUGUCUGCUCAUGCUCUCAAGGUUGGUUCUAAAUCUGUCCCCAUAGUGAAGUUGUUCGUUUUUCUUUUUUACCCAGUCUGCAAGCCGUUGAGCAUGAUGAUGGAUAAGCUUAUCGGCACCGACCCUGGCCAAAUCUAUGAACGAAAUGAGCUGAAAAAGCUCAUGUUUAUGCACGCGGCGCGGAGUACCGAGUCCGGUAUUGGCGCUGGUGAGGCAGACCUGAUGGUAGGGGCCAUGGAGCUCUACGAGAAGACUGUGAUGGAGGUCAUGACCCCGAUCAGCGAGGUGCUGAUGCUUGAGGCGCACGAAAGGCUUAAUGAGGAGCUUAUCCAAUUGAUUUCCGACCGUGGCCACAGCCGAAUUCCAGUCUACCAAACGAACAAGAACAAUAUCAUCGGGGUCCUCUUUGCGAAGGAUUUGUUGAUGGCUAACCCGCAGGAGAACACCCGAAUUUUGCUCCUUGUUAAAUUUUACAAUCGCCGCUGCCACAUCGUGCCGUCGGAUACGAAGCUCAUUUCCAUGCUCAAAUACUUUCAGACCGGCAAGACGCACAUUGCGCUGGUACAGGAGGUCCAGCAGCCCCCUCACGGCGACCCCUAUUACGAAGUGAAGGGCCUCGUAACGCUGGAGGAUAUCAUCGAGGAACUGAUUCAUAGUGAAAUUUUCGACGAGUACGAUUACGAUCCCCGUCAACAGACAUUCAGCCAAACGAUUCCUAACUGUACAGUGAGUAAUUUGCCGAAGCGUGUGCACAUCGGCAUCACCUCGAGGUGCAGCCGCCGGGUGCAGCUCAAUCCGAAUGAGCUGAGGGCGUCGGCACUUUUUCUGUGUGAAUCCCUGCCCGAGCUCAAGAUGGCAGACGUCGAUGCGUUAACGAAUGUGCUUAACAAUUAUUCAACAGUCUACCGCGUGCGAGCGCCAAAGGAUGCUCGCGGCCUGGAGAGCGAUGACAAGCAAAACGUGUGGCUCUAUCGAGAAGGCGUGCCGUCGUCGGUGUUCACGUUGAUCAUCUCUGGGCGCGUUGAGAUCUUCGCUGCGAAAGGAAUCGUCUUGGAAAUGGGAAGCUGGUCUCUGCUUGCCACAGAUGCCCUCACAAAUGAUCAGUUUAUUCCUUCCUUCGGCUGCCGCGUUGUACAAAACAGUACCCUGAUGCAAAUCACGCAUGACGACUUUAAAGAUAUCCUGACAUUUUGCAGUAAAGUCUUGAUUGAGGGUUGUUCCCCUGAGACUCCGCGAUCAGAAUUCUCAGCGGUGUAG